CUUUAAGAAACUCUCUGUCGCCUUGGUUACCGUGCCAAUCGGGAUGUAACACCAAAUAUCUUUAGGAUGUGAACAGAGGUGGCUGGAGUCUGUGCUUUUUCCUCUCACUGCCCAGAUCUUACCUUCAACUCUGACCUUUGACCUCUCCACCGGAGGAAGAGAUGAGCGAGGUCCAUGGCGGCAGACAGCCGGUCUCCUGCACAGUCAAACCUCCGGUCUACCUGCAGAUCGGAGAGUCCAAAGCAGAGCCGGUUCAGUCCGGGGUCUGUGUGGUCGACGUCCCCCUUCCCUUUGGAAAACCAGUCAGUGUUGAGGAAAUCACCUUUAAGAACUACUACACCGCCUACGUUACUGUGCGUUUGCUGAGGAGGCCUUCUGGACAGGAUGGGCCGACCAAGUGGGUCACGGCUCUCAGAGACCUGCCGCUGAUGGACAACCCGCACACAGAGAGAGGCUCCCAGGAUUACUUCUCCAUCCACAGGAAGCAGAUGCUGGUGGAGGCAGACCACGUGGUUUCGGUCAGGCUGAUCCUGAGGCAGCCGUCGUCCGCCUGGCUGACCUUCAGCUUGGAGGAGAUCAAAAUAUUCCCCCACACGGAGCCGGAGCCCCUGAAGGAGGUUUCUGAUUGGCUGUCUGACCUGAUUCUGGUCGACCAGCUUCCUGAUGUGGAGGGCCUCCCGGACCCGCACACCGUGUCCUCCAGCAUCCAGCAGAUGUGGGCUCUGACCGAGGUCAUGCAGACCAACCAGACCACAGCCUCCAUCGGACGCUUCGAUGUGGACGGAUGUUACGACAUCAACCUGCUGUCGCUGACGUAACGCGGCUUUCAGGGCGACACACAAUUCCUGUGUGGAGGCAGAAGAGCAGAGAGCCGCCUGCUGGUUUAUCACUUUGUGUCAUCAUAUCUGAUCACAUCACAGCACGAGACAUGUAAUUCAGUUUCAACAUGAGAAAAGUGAACCAAACGUUUAGCAGAAUAACUCCUGAUCCCGAUCCUGAUCCUGAUCCCAAUCUUGAUCCAGAUCCCGAUCCCGAUACGGAUCCCGAUCCUGAUCCUGAUAACGAUCCGGAUCCUGAUCCCGAUCCGGAUCCUGAUACUGAUCCUGAUCCUGAUCUCAAUCCUGAUCUGAUCCACUUCUGGUUUUAUUUGGACUUCUUUCAUUUUUUCUCUUAAAUAUAAAUAAUCUUUUCUUCUUUGUUUGUUUUUGUUUUGGUGUUGCUAAUAAUUCAGACUUAAAGACAAAUAAAAAUCAUAAAACUGAUCGAGUUAAAUCCAUUUUUCACAGGAUUAACAUUUAGAUCCUAAAUGAGGAAAAGCCAAAAUGAUUCACUCAUUUACAUAAUAAGAGAUUUUUGUUUCAGCAUAAAAUAUCUAAUGUUUCUUUUUUCGAGCAAAUCCAGUCGAGUCUUGGAUAUUUAUGUUUUCACUUUCAGGGUCAAGAUGAAUAUAAAAUCCUCCACUGUAUUGACGACAUUAUUGAUAUUCAACAGCAAAUCAAGUCACUGAUCUAAAGACGAAGUAAUGACAAGUCUGAUGAUGUCAUGAUGUGGGCGGAGCCACGCACAAAAUGAGCUGCAGUUUGAUGGAGGAUGAAAGUGAUGAAGAAAAAGAAACUUUUUAUCUCCAGUUUUAUUCAAUCAGAUUAUUUUGCACAUUUUUACGGUCAGGUUAGGAUUACAGAUUCUUUGUUUUACUCACUUCUGAAAGUUAAGAGUUUCUAACACCUGACAUUUUCUAUUACAGGUUUAGGCUGUAAAAAUGAAUGGAAGUCAAUGGAAAGUCCCCACAAAGAAAGCCA
This is a messenger RNA of Xiphophorus maculatus (southern platyfish), 1799 nucleotides long. RefSeq names its product nicolin 1 (gene nicn1). NCBI's taxonomy places the organism in Eukaryota, Metazoa, Chordata, Actinopteri, Cyprinodontiformes, Poeciliidae. Bases 162 to 818 code for a protein of 218 amino acids. Gene Ontology annotation, cellular component: nucleoplasm. The transcript has 7 exons. The record is from RefSeq and is a predicted model, not a curated record.